ACUUCAGGCUAGGUGGCGUUAUGGCCAUAACAGCCUCGUUGUGAACUCCUCCCUGCAAUGCCUGUCAACAUUCAUCAUUUGAAACCAUCGGCGUUGACAAAUGGUUGUUCGUUUAGUGUUGCGUUCCGCCGAUGGAGCUCCCAGCACUAACAAGACAGCUUCAGUCCCCAGCUUAUGAGAGCAUGCCCCGACGUCGCUACCAGCUCAUCAGAAGGUGAAGGCCGUCGCGCACCAUGAGGCAUAAAAGCAGUGGCGGUAGAGCGGCGGAUGCACAUGUUACAUAAGGGGUUAAUCCACCUAGCCGGACACUGACUGUCAUCACACUCGUAGGGUUAAUGUCAUCACAGAGCGACCUUACGUGGUAGUAGUUUCCUAGGCGACAUUACACCGGAAGGAGAGGUGGAUAGAAGCUCUCCACUUCCGGAGGUAGAGAAAUAUUAGUAGAGUCUCGUUCUGGAUAAUAGUGAUUCGCAGACUCGGAUGGUGUGUUCACUGUGGAUCAAGGUUUAGUUCUCCUUCGUCCCGACUGUUUGUGUGAUUCAUAUAUAGGAUCUAUUGCAGUAGGAUACACCAACAACCAUUUAUAUUGCUUUGUGUACCAACAAGGAGGGCAUUCGGUUGACCCUCUGUGUAUUGACGAGUGAACACAAUGACUGAUGCAGAUAACAGGGUUAUCCUCAAUGUAGGGGGCAUACGCCAUGAGACGUAUAAAGCCACCUUAAAGAAAAUCCCGGCCACCCGAUUGUCCCGUUUGACGGAGGCCUUGGCCAACUAUGAUCCAGUACUCAAUGAGUACUUCUUUGAUCGCCAUCCCGGGGUCUUUGCUCAAAUCCUCAACUACUAUCGUAGUGGCAAACUUCAUUACCCGACGGAUGUGUGCGGUCCGUUGUUUGAAGAGGAGUUGGAGUUUUGGUCUCUUGAUGCCAACCAGGUGGAACCCUGUUGCUGGAUGACAUACACCCAGCACAGGGACACCCAAGAUGUGCUCGCCAUCUUGGAUCGGUUGGAUCUUGACACAGACAAACCAACAGAAGAGGACAUCAUGAAGAGGUUUGGACUUGAGGAAGAGUACAAACAGGGCGAGCUGAACUGCUGGCAGCGGAUUAAACCAAAAAUCUGGGCAUUGUUCGAUGAACCGUACUCGUCUACAGCCGCAAAGGCAAGUCACCAGGUGUUUUGACUUAAAUUGCCACCUUUCAGUGUGUAGAGUCCUUGUUGUGAUAGUCAUGUCAACAUUGACAACCUCCCCUUGGCUAGGCCUCAAUACACUGAACCAUGGGAAAACAAAAGAGAGAGUUU
This is a messenger RNA of Haliotis rufescens (red abalone), 1299 nucleotides long. Its product is annotated as potassium voltage-gated channel protein Shaw-like. Gene Ontology annotation, molecular function: delayed rectifier potassium channel activity; protein binding. Gene Ontology annotation, cellular component: neuronal cell body membrane; voltage-gated potassium channel complex; axon. NCBI's taxonomy places the organism in Eukaryota, Metazoa, Mollusca, Gastropoda, Lepetellida, Haliotidae. The transcript is spliced from 2 exons. Gene Ontology annotation, biological process: potassium ion transmembrane transport; protein homooligomerization. Bases 650 to 1180 code for a protein of 176 amino acids. The record is from RefSeq and is a predicted model, not a curated record.